CGCAGCGCCACGCCUGUCACGGCUCAGUCAGAGCCUGGUGGGUGGAGGAGAGAUUUUGUUUAUUUUCGCCAAUUAGGCAUUCAUCUGGAUUCUGUUAGCAUAAAAAUCCUGGUUGAAUUUCAAUGAAGUGUCGUAGGUUGAUUAGGUGAACGUGUGCGGAGAAGACUGGUCAGUGGUCGACUGACUUCGUGAGAUGCUGGAUUUCGGGAACAACAGAAAGGAAGGUUCGUUAGCGUCAAGUUGGUCUGUUAGCCAGCUAGCAACAAUAUUCAAAACGUAAGAUAGCCGGUCAGGUUUUAUGUAGCUAGAGCUUCGUUGACUCCAUCUUCUACGAGUGGAUCUACGCUGCUUUUCCGUGAAUUACUGUGGCUAAACGUGGGCUGCUUUGGUUAGAGGAAUAAUUUCUCAUUGUCACUACAACAACAAAAGAAAAAACAUAAAGGACGCAGCUGGAAAGCCCACCCAGUCCUGAAAACUACAAAGCAAGAUGUCAAUCACAAACACUCCUACAAGCAACGAUGCUUGCCUGAGCAUCGUGCACAGCCUCAUGUGCCACCGGCAGGGAGGGGAAAGUGAAAGCUUUGCAAAGCGGGCAAUUGAGAGUCUUGUCAAGAAGCUGAAGGAGAAGAAGGAUGAGCUGGAUUCUUUAAUUACUGCCAUCACCACAAACGGGGCUCAUCCAAGCAAGUGCGUAACCAUACAGCGAACUUUGGACGGACGCCUACAGGUUGCAGGGCGUAAAGGUUUCCCCCAUGUCGUCUAUGCCAGACUGUGGCGAUGGCCAGACCUCCACAAGAAUGAGUUAAAACAUGUGAAGUACUGCCAGUAUGCCUUUGACCUGAAAUGCGACAGUGUCUGUGUCAACCCAUACCACUACGAGAGGGUUGUUUCUCCAGGAAUUGACUUAUCAACAUUGACCCUUUCAAAUUCAGGUCCUCUUAUAGUGAAAGACGAGUUUGAUUAUGAAAACCAGCAGUCACACUCCAGCUCUGAAAGCCACCUGCAGACAAUCCAGCACCCUCCAUCGAGGCCUGUCCCCCCAGAUACGUUCAGCAACAACCCUCUACUACCCCCAUCGGAGGGUAGCACUUCAGCUUCCUCUUCUGCUUUCUCCACCAUUAGUGCUGGACCUUCAAAUCCGACUCCGAACUGGAGCAGAAACAGCAGCUUCCCCCCAGCGGUGCCACAACACCAGAAUGGGCAUCUACAGCAUCACCCCCCGAUGCCUCACACAGGCCAUUACUGGCCUGUUACCAAUGAAAUUGCAUUCCAACCCCCUAUAUCCAACCACCCAGCUCCAGAAUACUGGUGCUCCAUUGCGUACUUUGAGAUGGACGUCCAGGUUGGCGAGACUUUUAAGGUGCCGUCCACAUGUCCGAUAGUCACUGUGGACGGUUACGUGGAUCCAUCAGGAGGAGAUCGCUUCUGCCUGGGCCAGCUGAGCAAUGUCCACAGGACAGAGAACAUUGAGAGAGCAAGGCUUCACAUCGGCAAAGGUGUGCAGCUGGAAUGCAAAGGUGAAGGCGACGUGUGGGUGCGCUGUUUGAGCGAUCAUGCAGUGUUCGUUCAGAGCUACUAUCUGGAUCGAGAAGCCGGGCGCGCCCCGGGCGACGCCGUUCAUAAAAUCUACCCCAGUGCUUACAUCAAGGUGUUCGACCUGCGCCAGUGCCACAGGCAGAUGCAGCAGCAGGCGGCGACGGCGCAGGCAGCAGCUGCAGCUCAGGCAGCAGCCGUGGCUGGGAACAUCCCAGGACCGGGCUCAGUGGGAGGCAUCGCCCCUGCCAUCAGUUUGUCUGCUGCGGCGGGAAUCGGAGUCGACGACCUGCGCAGGCUGUGCAUUCUGCGCAUGAGCUUCGUGAAAGGCUGGGGGCCCGACUACCCACGGCAAAGCAUCAAGGAGACGCCCUGCUGGAUCGAAAUCCAUUUACACCGAGCUCUGCAGCUUCUUGACGAAGUUCUGCACACCAUGCCCAUAGCUGACCCUCAACCUCUUGAUUGAAGUAACAUUCAACAAACUGUACAAAAAUGAAAAUACAAAUGUAAAAAAAAAAAAAAAAAAUCAAUAGAAAAUGUAAAAAAAAAAAAGACAAUUAAAAAAAUACUCGUGACUGGACCACUCCAUCUGUAGGCCUGGAGUGCUAAAGGAGGACUGCAAUCAUAUGAAUGUUGUAUAGCUCGUAGUUGAAGAAAGGACCUAAAGGCCGGCGGUAUACUCCAAACUGGAAAACACAGUCAGCACUAUAAUCACUAAAUUUCAGGAUGCUGCUGAUUGAGCACAUCACAGUAUUUUUGAAAACAUUUUACCAGCAUCAUGCAAAUUAAAGUGUCGUCCCUCUGUUAACAUAUAUGAAUUGUGUAAAGCAAAGUCUUUAUCCAAAAUAAUAAAAAAAAUAAAUGUUUCUACAAUCGUAAAAUAUCCUCAAUCUGUUUACUGUAAUUUCUCAUCUGUUUGUCCGAAAUGUAUUUGUAGUUGGAGUAUACUGCUGGUGUGUUGGGCUGAAAAGGCUUUCUCUAACAAGAAAGCCAUUUUCUCCCUCUCAGAUCAGGGCCUGUAAGGAAAACUGUAUGUUACUCAUUCUCUUGUAAUCUUAAAAAAAAAAAAAAACAGAUUUCAGUGAGAAGUUUAUAUUCUUUUAAAUAGUUUUAAAGAACACACAGAAAGCCAAUUUAGAGCUCAGCAUCUUUCAGCUCCAUUGUUGUAUUUUUUUAAAUCAUCUAUAACUGUUUUGAACCUUGAUUUUUGUUGUUUUUCUCCUAUUAGAACUGAAAUACUUACAAACAGAAGUAUCAUGUUUUGGUUAGGUGUCCAUUAGCACUUUAUCAGUUUUGUUUGUGUUUACUCAGCUGUAUCCAUAUAUUCUUAGUAUAGCUGAUAUUUGUCAUACUGCGUUCUGUAGAAAAGGACAAAUUUGCUGUUGCCCCAAAAAUAUCAAGUCUUUUAUGCUGAAAGCGGUUUGAGUGGCUAAAUAACAUCAAAGUGGCUGGAAUUACUGACAAAUUUGGGUAAUAGACUUAUCUUAACAGCAGCUGGAAAAGUGUUAAAGGAACUGCGAGGAAGCGUAAGCCAUAAUGAUGCCAAAUAUACAUUUGGAGGUUCUUGUGAGAUGACCAGACUGAGGUGGUUUCAGUAUUACUUUGCUCAUUAAAAGUUUAGUUUUCUG
Messenger RNA from Xiphophorus maculatus (southern platyfish), 3161 nucleotides. It is a transcript of the gene smad4a, whose product is annotated as mothers against decapentaplegic homolog 4-like. The transcript has 11 exons. Bases 488 to 1999 code for a protein of 503 amino acids. The record is from RefSeq and is a predicted model, not a curated record. Gene Ontology annotation, molecular function: RNA polymerase II cis-regulatory region sequence-specific DNA binding; DNA-binding transcription factor activity, RNA polymerase II-specific; I-SMAD binding. Lineage: Eukaryota; Metazoa; Chordata; Actinopteri; Cyprinodontiformes; Poeciliidae. Gene Ontology annotation, cellular component: heteromeric SMAD protein complex. Gene Ontology annotation, biological process: cell differentiation; regulation of transcription by RNA polymerase II; anatomical structure morphogenesis.